Messenger RNA from Teleopsis dalmanni, 743 nucleotides. RefSeq names its product protein arginine methyltransferase NDUFAF7 homolog, mitochondrial-like. The record is from RefSeq and is a predicted model, not a curated record. Lineage: Eukaryota; Metazoa; Arthropoda; Insecta; Diptera; Diopsidae. The transcript is spliced from 3 exons. Bases 66 to 743 code for a protein of 225 amino acids. Gene Ontology annotation, biological process: mitochondrial respiratory chain complex I assembly. Gene Ontology annotation, cellular component: mitochondrion. Gene Ontology annotation, molecular function: protein-arginine omega-N symmetric methyltransferase activity.
GUGCCAAUUUUCUUUAGGACCUACCAACAUCGUUACUAUCUUGGCGCGGCUGAAAAUUAUUAAAUAUGUUGUUAAAUGUGGCGAUUAGACGAUCUUAUUGUUACAGGCCCGUUAAACGUUGGAAAAUAUUCAAAGAUUUGAAUGAAGACAGCACAAAAAAAGGGGAAGUUGCAAUUAAUUUAGCUAAACAUAUAAGAAACAGGAUAAUAGCUACUGGACCAAUCACAGUGGCGCAAUAUAUGACUGAAGUAUUAACACAUCCAACAGCCGGUUAUUACAUGAAUCGGGAUGUGUUUGGACUUUCUGGUGAUUUUAUUACUUCCCCAGAAAUAAGUCAAAUAUUUGGCGAACUUGUAGCUGUUUGGAUAGUUAAUGAGUGGGUUAAAUUAGGUAGUCCACAACCAUUUCAACUUAUUGAACUUGGUCCCGGCAGAGGGACUCUUAUUAAAGAUAUCUUACGAGUGCUGACACAAUUGAAAUUAAGUGAAAAGUUAUCACUACAUCUUGUAGAGAUUAGUGAAUUCUUAAGUCAGUUACAAGCACAAAGCAUUUGUUUUGAAUUUGAGAAACUAAAUGAUUGUACUCUGCCAUACUAUCAAAUUGGUAAAUCUGAGAGUGGUUGCGCAGUUUAUUGGUACAAACGAUUAGAAGAUAUACCACAAGAUUUUGCAAUUAUUUUGGCACACGAGUUUUUCGAUGCGAUGCCAGUACACAAAUUGAAAUUAAUGGCGGGGUUAUCUUAA